Prorocentrum cordatum is the source of this 648-nucleotide messenger RNA. NCBI's taxonomy places the organism in Eukaryota, Dinophyceae, Prorocentrales, Prorocentraceae. The record is from the annotation of a GenBank genome assembly.
GAUGCGCCUGCUGUAGCAAAGGUGCAGCAGCACGGGGGAGGAGGACGCAACGCCGACGGGACACGAGCAUCGAAGCUGACGGGCCGCAGGAGGCGAGAGGACAUUCGCAUCGGCCCGAGCAGCUGGUGAUCGGGAGCGCGCCGAAAGAUCCGCCCCCCCCACCCCCAUGGCAAACUUCCGAACGUGUCGAGGCAGGCAGAGCCUGAGCAGCGAUGCAUCGCACAGAACGAACAGCUGGCACUGCUGUGAAGACCGCCCGCCCGCGCGGCCUGCAGCCGCGCGCACAAUCCAGCACAGCUUCUCGACCAGCGGCACGCGCGACACGGUGGCGCGAGAGGGGCGCCCCCCGCGGCCAGGUGGGGCGGCCGUCACCGUGGCGCGUCGGCGUCCGUCGGCGUCGAGCGGGGGGGAGGAGGAGGAGGAGGAGGAGGAGGAGGAGGAGGAGGAGGCGCGAGAGUUGCCGAGACGACCGCCGGCUGCUGGAGGAAGGCGCGGCACUGCAUGCCUGUAAUGGGCAGGAGAUGCAUCCGUAACCGCGGCCUCGCGGCUCAGACGCCUCGGCCGCGCCCCUGGGAUGCAGGGCCCCUCCGCGCGGAUGCCCCGCCAAGAACGCAUCCAUGGGAUCGCAAUCCAUGGAAUGGGCCCAGG